AAUGCGGAUGAAAUGUGUUUACUUUAUGCAUGUGAAUUUUUAUCACAAGUAGAUUGGACGACAUGGCUGUACUGAGUAUGUACCGAAUUCUCCGGGAAAAUUGGUUAGAAUUUGCUGUUGUAGGAUUAGUGACUUGUGGAGUUAUUUUAAUACUGACGCUCGUUGUGCGGGCGAUUCAGUUGAGAUAUGCAUUCAAAGGAUUCCCCGAGCCGGAAGGUAAACAUUGGCUUCUGGGUCACAUGAAACUGUUUUUAGGGAAAGGGGGGAGUAAUACUCGACUACAACGAGCUUUACAGUGGACAGCCAAAUAUCCCAAAUUCUUCAUCACGUACUUUGGUCCGCUAAGAGUGGCGUGUACCCUCAACCAUCCAGAUACAGUCAAAGUCCUACUAAAGGGAGCAGAUCCCAAACCUGCUGGUUUUGGUGAAGCGUAUCGUCACGCGCUUCCAUGGCUGGGAGAAGGGCUUCUGAUUGCCGGAGGUAAAAGGUGGGCAAGAUCUCGACGUCUGCUGACACCAGCAUUCCACUUCGACAUUCUCAAACCCUAUAUCUGUGUGUACAGAGAAUGUGCAGGACUUUUGGAGGGAAAUAUUGAGAGGUUUGCUAAGGAAGAGAAAAGUUUUGAAGUAUUUAGUCAGGUGUGUCUUUGUACACUAGACAUCAUUCUAAGGUGUGCCUUCUCUUACCAGACAAAUUGCCAGACUCAAAGUGGUGAAGUUCAUCCAUACGUGAAAGCAGUCAAUGAAAUAGCAGAUCUUUGGUUCUACAGAAACAGGACACCUUGGUUGUACCCAGACUUUAUAUACUACAACACAGAGGAGGGGAAAAGAUUCCUUAAGAACUGCAAUUAUGUCCACAAUGUCGCAACAGAAGUCAUGGAAAAGAGACGAAAAGAGCUGGAAACAGUAGAUCUAACUUCUAAACGAUAUCUAGACUUUCUGGAUAUCCUUCUCACAGCGAAAGAUGAAAAGGGUGUAGGACUCUCAGAUGAAGAAAUAAGGAAUGAGGUGGACACUUUUUUAUUUGAAGGUCACGACACAACAGCCAGUGCAAUAUCGUGGAUCCUAUACUCACUCUCCCAGUAUCCAGAAUAUCAAAGAGAAUGUCAAAAGGAGAUAGACCAGAUUAUAUCAGAGAGCGAAGAUGGGGAAAUAGGAUGGGAGGAUUUGGGAAAGCUACCAUUCCUGACACAAUGUAUCAAGGAGGGAAUGCGGCUGCAUUGCCCUGUUCCCUUUAUUGCCAGAAGCAACACAGCACCCAUUACCAUUGAAGGACACAAGAUUCCAGCAGGAACAAACUUAGUGGCGAACAUCUGGUGCCUCCAUCACAAUCCCAUGGUCUGGGGCCAAGAUCACAUGGAAUACAAACCAGAGCGAUUCUCCAAAGAAAAUCUUGCCAAAAUGGACUCCUUUGCUUUCCUGCCAUUCUCAGCAGGCCCCCGAAACUGUAUUGGGCAACACUUUGCAAUGAAUGAAGAGAAAAUAGUACUUGCAAAGCUCCUUCACAGGUUUUCAUUCUCCUUGGACAAAGACCACGAAGUUGAACAUAAUGCAGUGGCUGUGAUGAGAGCCUUAAAUGGCAUACAAUUAUAUGCUAAAGAAAGAUGACACCCAGCAUUUACAGUGGCAGUGUACAGAUAAGCAACACCUGGUCUUGAACUACAUAAAAGUUGACGAAAAUUACGUCCAUCUGGUGACAAUACAACUUUAAAGUUGCAUAAAUGAUCUUUCAUAAAUGAAAAUAAAACAGCGUAAUAAAGACAGAAAAUAGUUUAUUGGUGAAGAAUUUCUAAAUGUCAAUUCAUCAGAAACUUAAAAAUAUGCUUGCAUGAUUGAAAUAAAAAUAAUUUUGGAUGGAUACUGAAUAAAAAAUUGUAUCAUCUAUCACAGUUAUUGUAGGUAUUGUAUACAAGUAUAAAUAAAUCAUCCCUGUAAUGGAAGAAAUUUAUAUUCAAAACCGAGUAUGUGCGAUUUAAUUCAGAUUUUUAUACUGAUAAUUUCUGGAUGUCAUUUUGUCAGCUACUAGUAUUUAUUUUCCAUCAAGCAUAACUAAUAAAAUGUUGGUGUAUCAUU
Molecule: messenger RNA, 2072 nt
Organism: Saccostrea echinata
Lineage: Eukaryota; Metazoa; Mollusca; Bivalvia; Ostreida; Ostreidae
Product: cytochrome P450 4F1-like
Exons: 11
Coding region: 63-1607 (514 amino acids)
Molecular function (GO): oxidoreductase activity, acting on paired donors, with incorporation or reduction of molecular oxygen; heme binding; iron ion binding
Source: RefSeq, a predicted model, not a curated record